Gordionus sp. m RMFG-2023 is the source of this 915-nucleotide messenger RNA. RefSeq names its product alpha-crystallin A chain-like. Gene Ontology annotation, cellular component: cytoplasm; nucleus. The transcript has 2 exons. Bases 91 to 567 code for a protein of 158 amino acids. The record is from RefSeq and is a predicted model, not a curated record. Lineage: Eukaryota; Metazoa; Nematomorpha; Gordioida; Chordodea; Parachordodidae. Gene Ontology annotation, biological process: protein refolding; response to heat.
AAUAAAUUAAUCGAAAAUCAAUAAUAACAUAGAGAGGCUUAUUUUUAUUAUUCGUGCCAAAUUUUAAUAUUUUCUACCAAAAAAUUCGAAAUGUCUUUAAUUCCAUUUGCAAGAAUGUGUAGUUGGGACCCAUGGUCAAUUGCACCUCAAAUGCUCUACAAUCAAGGAAUAGGAAUGGAUUUAAUGGAAAUGGAGCGUGAAAUGAAGGGAUUAACCAAUGCAAAAUUUGGAUUUUCUGAGUUGAAUGUUGACAAUAAUCAUUUUGAGGUAAAACUAGAUUGCCAUCAUUUUAAACCAGAGGAGAUGAAUGUUAAAGUUAAUGAUAAUACGCUUACCAUUCAUGCCAAACAUGAAGAAAAACAAGAUGAUCAUGGUUAUAUUUCAAGAGAAUUUACUAGGAAAUACACAUUGCCUCCAGGAUGUGAUCUGACCAAGUUAAAAUCACAAUUAACUCAAGAUGGAAUGCUGAGCAUUGAUUGCCCUAGACAAGUGGUUGAAGAAAAAGGUGUUAGAAACAUACCAAUUGAAAGAUCAUCAUCUAGUCGUCAAGCUAUAAAACAUAAUUAAUUAAUUUUAUUAAUAAUUAGUAAUUGUUUAAUAUUAACAUAAUUUAUUUUAAAUAGUAUAAUUAAUAUAUCAGAUUAGUAAAACUUUAGAAAUAACAAAUUAUACAAUAAAAUCUUUAAUAAUUAUAUUUUAAUUUAAUAUAGACAUAACCUGGAUUUGGCAAAACACUAGAAUUGGAUAUUAUAAAACAUUUAACUUGUUUAUUUGUAUGCCCAUUUGGGCUUAGGCAGAUUAAACUAAAUCUAAAGCUCACUUCAUAAGUAAUCAUGCUAAAACCUUUUAUAAUUAAUAUCCUUCAAACAAUAACUCAAUUAGAAUAGAAACACUAGUUCUUUAAUUUGAUCUAUA